This is a messenger RNA of Macroventuria anomochaeta, 756 nucleotides long. RefSeq lists its product as uncharacterized. Bases 211 to 681 code for a protein of 156 amino acids. The record is from RefSeq and is a predicted model, not a curated record. NCBI's taxonomy places the organism in Eukaryota, Fungi, Ascomycota, Dothideomycetes, Pleosporales, Didymellaceae. The transcript has 2 exons.
CCACCAAGACAUCAGCAUCAUCUGGCUCGAUAACUCGAGCGUAGCUGGGCUGCAAGUCUUCGCGACGAGGAGGUUGAACCUUCACGAUGGGCUCAUCAGGGCGGCGAGCGGGAGCACUGUUGGUCCCGUUGGUGGGCAUUGGAGCUUUGCCGUUGUCUUCCAUUGUGGUUGUGGUUGUAGAGAUACUUGAUCUGUAUAGAAUGGGUCGCGAUGAGGAUGUUGUUGAUUCAGCAAUCGUGUGUGAAUCGUUCAUGUGAGGUGGCACCAUGUUGGAGAGUGGUUGCUGCUUUAUACAUCUGUCACUUGACUGCUUGUUGUUCGAGCGGGGAAGCUAGUAAACCGACCCCUGCACCUGUAUCCUGCCUUGCGUUAAGACCUUGGCCACCUUCUUGUAGGCUGUGCUGGGAAAGCAAGAUGAGGAAUCUGAACAAUUACCACAGUAACAGAAGUCGUACUGUAUCUGACUCAUUGCUAUGUAUUCGGUUGGAGCGCAACAACACGCGACUCUCACAGCUCUCACUGCGAUCACUUCUCUCAUGCCUCUCACUCCAGAGCGCAAUCCUCAAACUUCGAACGCUUCACGGCUUCAACACCGAUCACACGUCCGAGCGCCACGUGAGAUUGGCACAACAACCUCAAGGCCACCCAUCCGCAGCUCCAAGCAGCCUACAAGUCGGUUAACACGGGUGCCUCGUUUCUCCUAAACCCAAACUGCGCGCACCGGUGUGCCCGUGACGUAGCCAAUUUAUUGCGAGU